GGUUAACGGGCAGACUGGGCUAGCCAGAGCUCCUACCACCGCAGAUCUCGUGCCUCCCUCCCCAUCAUAUAUGUCUUUUGUUGUUGGUUAGCAUCAUGGGACAAGCACCGAGCAAUCCGCUGUCAAGCUGCCUUAAUGCCGUCUGCAACGGCCGCAGUAACUGCGUGGCGUACCCCGACCACCCCCUCUACCAGAUCUCCUGGGUCAACCGGUACAACCUCGACAUACCGGUCGAGCCGAUCGCCGUGACGAGGCCACAAACCGCCCAGGAUGUAUCGGAUUUCGUAAAGUGUGCCGUCACCAACGAUGUCAAGGUGCAGGCAAAGUCCGGUGGCCAUUCCUACGCGAACUACGGCCUAGGCGGACAGGACGGCGAGCUUGUCAUCGACCUCGUCAACCUCCAGGACUUCUCCAUCGAUCGAAAUACGUGGCGAGCGACCAUCGGCGGCGGUACUCGACUCUCCAAGGUGAGCGACCUGCUCCACGACAACGGCAAACGGGCAAUCUCGCACGGAACCUGCCCUGGUGUGGGCAUCGGCGGCCACGCGACGAUCGGUGGACUCGGACCCUCCUCCCGCAUGUGGGGGUCCUGUCUUGACCACGUUGUCGAGGUCGAGGUCGUGACCGCAGAUGGCUCUAUCAAGCGGGCUAGCGAGGCCGAAAACAGCGAUCUCUUCUUUGCGUUGAAGGGUGCCGGCGCAGGUUUCGGUAUCAUCACUGAGUUCGUCGUGAGGACGCAUCCGGAACCUGGCAACAUCAUCCAGUAUUCGUUCUCGCUCACGUUCGCCAAGCACUCGGAGCUAGUCCCUAUCUUCCGGCAAUGGCAGGAGCUCAUCUCAGACCCGAACCUCGAUCGGCGAUUUGGCACCGAGUUCGUGAUGCACGAGCUCGGCGUCAUAAUCACGGCCACAUUCUAUGGAACUGAGGAGGAGUGGAAGGCGACUGGCAUCCCCGACAGGAUUCCCACCGGCAAAGUCUCCGUCGUCGUCGACGACUGGCUCGCCGUCAUCGCCCAGCAGGCCCAGGACGCUGCCCUCUGGCUUUCCGAGAUACGCAGCUCCUUCACAGCGCGGAGCUUGGCGUUCCGCCCCGACGAGCUGCUCUCCUUAGACACAACCACCAAGCUCAUGAACUAUAUCGACCGUGCCGACCGCGGUACGCUUCUCUGGUUCCUGAUCUUCGACGCGAGUGGCGGUGCCAUCAGCGACGUGCCGAUGAACGCGACUGCCUACUCCCAUCGCGACAAGAUCAUGUUUUGCCAGGGUUACGGCAUCGGUAUCCCGACCCUAUCUCAGAACACGAAGAAUUUCAUCGGCGGCAUCAUCGACACGAUUCAGGGAGGUGCGGCGCAGGCCCUGACGACAUAUCCCGGCUACGUCGAUCCGAACCUGCUAAAUCCCCAACAAGCCUACUGGGGCCCCAACCUCAACGCUCUGGGUCAGGUCAAGGCCAAGUGGGAUCCUAAUGACGUCUUCCACAACCCGCAGAGUGUGAAGCCGGGAGCGGCGGCGAGCUCGUAAGGCGCAGGCAGAUUUAGGAGUUGAUACCCCUCCCCCCCCUCUUCACAUUAAUAAUGUCGCAGUAGCACCUAAAGUAAUGAUAUCUCCUUUGAAACAUACUCUCGUGAACUCGCGAACCGGACGAGUGGUGAUUCGUCGGCUAAAGGCGCGUAUGCUCCCUCGUUGUAUCCCGUCUGGGCCACCGAGGGUAUUCCAGAUGGAUCAUUUCUGCCUUCGUGGCGCCGUUAGCGAUGCUUCUUCGUAGGGCUUGGUGGAAUGUAUACCAACGCGUUUCGUGCGUUCCGAUCUCGAAGUUGCUUGCUCGCCUGCCUACCUGUAUCGGGGAAGCCGGUU
Molecule: messenger RNA, 1853 nt
Organism: Durotheca rogersii
Lineage: Eukaryota; Fungi; Ascomycota; Sordariomycetes; Xylariales; Xylariaceae
Product: putative glucooligosaccharide oxidase
Exons: 6
Coding region: 96-1520 (474 amino acids)
Molecular function (GO): FAD binding; oxidoreductase activity
Source: RefSeq, a predicted model, not a curated record